UAGAAGAUGGCGGACUGUGCUUCAUUGCUAGAUGAGGAACUCUCUUCCUUUGUCUUCAGUUAUCUGACAGAAAACUCCGGGAGCCAGUAUGGGGAGGAGGAGGUCAGUUCUGACCGCCUGGACGCAGACUUCCCCGACAUUGACCUCUCUCAGCUGGACGCCAGCGAUUUUGAUUCCGUCAAUUGUCUCAGCGAGCUCCACUGGUGCAACGACCAAUCAGACACCUCCUCUGCCUCCAUCCAAUACAGCACAGGAGACCCAGAGCUCUUUGAGAUAGAAGAGGAAAAUGCGGCGCUGCUGGCUGCUCUCACAGACAGCCUGGACGGGAUGGUGGAGGACGAAGUGGGGGGGCUGUCUGUGUUCCCCUCACUGGGGGAGGGUCCUGAGGAGGAGGAGGACCUCCCCCUGGAAAAUGAGCCCUUCCCAGGCUCCCUCAGUGCAGAGACAGAAGACCCGUCUCUACUGAAGAAGCUCUUGUUGUCCCCUCCAAACGUGCCUGUGGGCAUUGAAACGCAUAAAGAGGGCGGCGUGCAGCGCCAUAGCAACAGGAGCCAGCACCUUAAGCCUCUGAGACCUCUGGUUAAGAGUGACAGCACACAAGAACGGAAGCCCCGGGCGGUGCGGCCGGCAGGACGCCUGUGCACAGAGCUCCACCGUCACCUGACCACCACACAGGAAGCGGAGGACACGCCCUCCGCCGACACCGAGGACGAGAGCGAGUCGGAGGAGGAGGACGAGGAGGAGGAGGACGAGUCCGGCAGCGAGGAUGAGAGCUCCGUGGCCACCGAGCUGUCGGAGCCCAUCGAGCCCCAGUUCUCGUCCGAGAAGGAGCUGCGCUCGGUCGUGGAGCUCAUCAAGUACAUGCACACCUACUGCCUGCCCACCCGCAAGCAGUCCAGCUUGGACCGCAAGGAGCGCGAGUGCCCAGGCUUUGCUCGCCGGGCUAGGCCCGACGUCCAGGCUCCCCGGCCAGCCCCCAUCUGCCACAAGGCGAGCCCCCUGGUGAACAGUGCGGCUCGCCUGCGCCCGGCCUUCGUGCGCAGGCGUGAGGUCAAAGGGCACUCUCUCCUUCGGGAGUUGCUGGAAACAGUCAGCUCCUUCGAUGUGAGCAAGCCUUACAGGCUCCACAGCCCCCCUUAUUCCCACAGUCGGGGAGCGCCGGCCAAGCCGGUGCAGGACAGGAAAGCGGAGUUUCUGGGCAAAACGGAGCUGAAAGACUCCGUCUGCAAAAGCCCACGGGAGGAAAGAGCCCCCGGCUCCGCCUCCGAAACCGAUGGACCCAAACUGGCCAAGGAACCCGAGCUGGGGGAAACCUCCUUCUCUGUCAGGCGCUCCCGCAGGCUGGCGUCCUUCCCGGGCCGCUUCGCUAAGAAGGCCCGUCUGGGAAGGUUGAGGUCGGAGCCCGUCUCCAGGCGGGACAGUGAGGAGGCGGAGGCUGUAAAACAGUGCCCCGCAGAGGAGGCAAGCCACAGCAGCACUUCCUGUAAGACGGACGCCCAGAAGACCCCGGUGACCGACUCACCCUGCAUUCAGAACGAGAAACGCGCCUGCCUCUGUCUGCCGCUGACUCCCAAAUCCACAGGAGACACACAGUUUGCCAACAAGGCCUUUGAGCAGACGCUCAGCGUGGAGCUGUGUGGCACAGCAGGGCUCACUCCCCCGACCACCCCCCCACACAAGCCUGCCGAGGACGAGCUCUUCAAGCCGGAGGGGAAGGGGGAGUCCCCCCCCAAGGGCUCCUGGUUGUCCCGGGCGCAUGUCCGGAAACUGCCAGAGCAGACUGAACUGUAUGCCCAGCUGCGCAGAAUGGGCCAGGUGGGCGAGGGUGAGCCCGAGCCCAAGGGGGCCGUCCACCGGGCGUUUGGGGACCACGAUUACUGCCUGCAGGGCCUGGGCGAGAGCCGCAAGAGGCCUGCCCCCGGCGGCGGGGACGGGGAUGACAGGGAAAAGGCGGAGGGCGAGGGGGAGGAGAGUGGGGUGCAAAGCCAGCCAGGGGAAGAGAAGCUCUUCUCAAAAGUUCCGGAGUACCUGUGCAAGCCAGAGAGCAAGGUGGAGGAGCACCGAACGGCAUCGCCCCGGUCGGGGUCGCCGCAAGCCUUAUCGCCCCGCAACACAGAAGAGGGCACAGACCGGUCCCCCACCCCGAACCAUCACACCCCCUGCACCUCCUGCUGCCAGCCACGGUCCCCCAGCAACAAGCUGAAUUUUAGCUGUGAGAACUCGGGGAAUUGCCACGGAGACAAGCAAAGAAACAAAGCUAACGAGGACUGCCGAGUGUUCUACAUCCACAACCUGCCGUGCGGCGUCACGCAGGCCAUGCUGCGCAGACGCUUCGAGUCCUACGGCGAGCCGGAGGACUGCAAAAUCAUCACGAAAGACAAUGAGCGCUGUGGCGUCAUUACCUUUCUGCGGCCCCCCGGUGGCCAGGGUCAGCGGCGCAGGCGGGACGCCCCCGUGCAGAACGGAGGGAGCAAUCUGCGGAGAUUCUGCAGGAAGCGCUACAUAGAUCUGGAUGAGGCGGGGCCAGGGCCAGUGAAAAGCAAGUAUGACGCCAUGGACUUCGACACCCUGCUGAAAGAGGCCCAGAAGAGCCUGCAUCGCUGACGCGCCUUACAAUCCCACCCCUGGGACUCGCCUCAGUACCUCAACCAAGGCACCUCUCUUAAUGUUUACAUUUUUAACAUUGGAAUAAGAAACAGACCUUGUCUCUGUCAACUGAGGAUUUGAGGAGGGGGGGGGGGGGGGUGUGUUCCAGAAAAAAAAGAGAAACAAAAAAUGAAAACGCACUCAGAACACAGAAGCUGCUUCCCUGUGUGUGUUCAUGACAUCAUCGCCCUGCUAAGGGAGGGGAGGGCUCCGUAGCAAACCUUGCUCCUCCUGCUGGUCGUUGUGAUGUGUGUGUGUGUGCGUGUGCGUGUCUUUUUUUGUACCCCUUGGUAACUACUGGUGGAGCUGCAAGCCGCAUUCGCCAUUUAGUCGUAUAGUACGUGACAAAAAAAAUUAAAAACAA
This is a messenger RNA of Megalops cyprinoides (Indo-Pacific tarpon), 3010 nucleotides long. It is a transcript of the gene ppargc1b, whose product is annotated as peroxisome proliferator-activated receptor gamma, coactivator 1 beta. Gene Ontology annotation, biological process: positive regulation of transcription by RNA polymerase II. Gene Ontology annotation, molecular function: transcription factor binding; RNA binding. Bases 7 to 2604 code for a protein of 865 amino acids. Gene Ontology annotation, cellular component: nucleus. The record is from RefSeq and is a predicted model, not a curated record. The transcript has 12 exons. NCBI's taxonomy places the organism in Eukaryota, Metazoa, Chordata, Actinopteri, Elopiformes, Megalopidae.